This is a messenger RNA of Nannospalax galili (Upper Galilee mountains blind mole rat), 7664 nucleotides long. RefSeq names its product fibronectin leucine rich transmembrane protein 2 (gene Flrt2). The coding region runs from base 1448 to 3430 and encodes 660 amino acids. The record is from RefSeq and is a predicted model, not a curated record. The transcript is spliced from 2 exons. NCBI's taxonomy places the organism in Eukaryota, Metazoa, Chordata, Mammalia, Rodentia, Spalacidae. Gene Ontology annotation, molecular function: protein binding.
UUUCUCCAUUCAAAAGGUAAAUUCGUUCAUCUUCUGUCCUCUUCCCAACCUUCGGGUUUCCUUAGUCUUCCUUAUUUGAUUAUGUGCCAUUUGGCUUACUCUGGCCUGGUUUUGUUUAAAUUUGUCACGAGUGGGUGGGUACCCUCCUGGAUUCCUCUUGAGCAGGCGUUACAGUUCAGAGCUAGACCUAGAAUCAGCGACGAUUUCCAAAUCUUCAAAGCACAGCUAGGAAAGGAAAUAAUAGGAAGGGAGGGGGGCACAGAAGUAAAGGAAUAAAAACCAACUUUGUGGGCAACUUCAAUAAAUCCGGUAACUGGAGGCAAAAAAUAGAUUCUGAGGGCUGGGUCUGGUCCGGAUGAAAUGCUAGGCUCCUUCCCAUCCCAGAGUCUGGCACUGGAAGCGCGCCGCUGGCACCUUGCCACGCGAGCGCCCCUAGACAGCCACACGCCCACUGGAAACGCACGUGAACACGGCUCUUGCCUGGAGAGCCGCCGCCUGCGGUUUCCCUGCGCAUUCUAGCAUCUCUACAGAGCAUAGGGCUCACACAGGGUUAAGUCAGUUCCCUCCCCGGUAGGAGGGAAAGGAGGGGGGAAGGGGAAAGACGCUAACAGUCUCAGGCUGGGUACCUGGUAGUUGGUUGUACGUUUGAAACCUGUCGCCGUCGCUUAUGAGUUUGGCGUCAUCCAUUGUCACGGCGGAGGAAUGCGCGCUGGGAGAUAACAUCAAGUGCCCUCAGCCUCGCCCACGCGUGGAGCCUUCUCUGCUUCCAGGUGCGCUUCUUUCUGAACCUCCUUCCCCGGUUUCCCGCAGCAGCCAGGCAGUUCCUCAGAGCCCAUCGCCCUGUCCACCAAACCUCAGGACCUGGCAGUUCUCAACGAUGGGCAGGAGGGAGCUCAGCAUCGACCCUUAAAACAAUACCAUGCCCGGGGAGUCCCUGUGCUGUCGCGCCAGCUUCUUCCCUUUCCACCUCCCCGACCCCGUCGAAUUCGGAUGAGACUAUUUCCAGGAGACGCGGCCGCCAGGUAAAGGGACUUCGGUGCCAGAUUACAGACCGUGCUUAACCAAGAAAUUCCUUGGCUGCUCAGCUCUGGCCUGACUGACAAAAGAAGAAGCAAGUUAUGCCUACUCAGCUGGACUUCUGUUGACACUGUUGAUCACUUCGUAUCACCUUCUGUAUAUGUGGAAAAUUCUUCCUGUUGAAUUUUUUUGCACAUGGAGGACCACAGCAAAGAGGGCAACCUAGGCAUUUCGGACUAGAGACAUCAGGAAGAUUAUUUUACCAUCUGCCCUCAGGUCAUUUCCUCUAACUGGAGUUCUAGACUUUGACAGAACCAAGUCCAGUCAUUUUGAUUUUGUUUUCUUUUUCUGUUGUUGUUUGUUGUUGUUUGUUGUUGCUUUGUUUUUAAAUUUCCUGCAUCACAUUAUAUUCUAUUUCUGUACUUCAGAAAUGGGCCUACAGGCUACCAAGUGGCCCAGCCACAGGGCUUUUUUCCUAAAAUCUUGGCUCAUCAUUUUCCUGGGGCUCUACUCACAAGUAUCAAAACUCCUGGCCUGCCCUAGUGUGUGCCGCUGUGACAGGAACUUUGUCUACUGUAACGAGCGAAGCUUGACCUCAGUGCCUCUUGGGAUCCCGGAGGGCGUAACCGUUCUCUACCUCCACAACAACCAAAUUAAUAAUGCUGGAUUUCCUGCAGAGUUGCACAACGUACAGUCAGUGCACACGGUCUACCUUUAUGGCAACCAACUGGAUGAAUUCCCCAUGAACCUUCCCAAGAACGUCAAAGUCCUCCAUCUGCAGGAAAACAACAUCCAAACCAUCUCCCGUGCUGCUCUGGCUCAGCUUCUGAAGCUUGAAGAGCUACACUUGGAUGACAACUCCAUAUCCACAGUGGGAGUGGAGGACGGAGCCUUCCGAGAGGCGAUCAGCCUCAAACUGUUGUUUUUAUCAAAGAAUCACCUGAGCAGCGUGCCUGUUGGGCUUCCCGUAGAUUUGCAAGAGCUGAGAGUGGAUGAAAAUAGAAUUGCAGUCAUAUCAGACAUGGCCUUUCAGAACCUCACCAGCCUGGAGCGUCUGAUUGUGGAUGGGAAUCUCCUGACCAACAAGGGCAUUGCAGAGGGCACCUUCAGCCAUCUCACCAAGCUCAAGGAAUUUUCCAUAGUCCGGAAUUCACUCUCCCACCCCCCUUCUGACCUCCCAGGUACGCAUCUGAUCAGACUGUAUUUGCAGGACAACCAGAUAAACCAUAUCCCCUUGACAGCCUUCUCCAACCUCCGAAAGCUUGAACGGCUGGAUAUAUCCAACAACCAACUGCGAAUGUUAACACAAGGGGUCUUUGAUCAUCUCUCCAACCUGAAACAGCUCACUGCUAGGAAUAACCCUUGGUUUUGUGACUGCAGUAUUAAAUGGGUCACGGAAUGGCUCAAAUAUAUCCCUUCUUCUCUCAAUGUGCGGGGUUUCAUGUGCCAAGGCCCUGAGCAAGUCAGGGGGAUGGCUGUCAGGGAGUUGAAUAUGAACCUUUUGUCGUGUCCUACCACGACCCCUGGUCUGCUGCUCCUCACUCCCGCUCCAAAUACAGUUUCUCCAACAACUCAACCUCCCACUUUCUCUGUUCCAACCCCUAGCAGAGGCUCUGUGCCUCCUGCUCCUACCCCAUCGAAACUACCCACCAUCCCUGAUUGGGAUGGCAGAGAAAGAGUGACUCCGCCUAUUUCUGAAAGGAUCCAGCUUUCCAUCCACUUUGUGAAUGACACUUCGAUUCAAGUUAGCUGGCUGUCUCUCUUUACUGUGAUGGCAUACAAACUCACAUGGGUAAAAAUGGGCCACAGUCUUGUGGGGGGCAUUGUUCAGGAGCGCAUUGUGAGUGGUGAGAAGCAACACCUGAGCCUGGUGAAUUUAGAGCCCAGAUCCACCUAUCGGAUUUGUUUAGUGCCGCUGGACGCUUUCAACUACCGCACGGUGGAAGAUACCAUCUGUUCUGAGGCCACUACCCACGCCUCCUACUUGAACAAUGGGAGUAACACUGCUUCCAGCCAUGAGCAGACCACUUCCCACAGCAUGGGCUCCCCCUUUCUGCUGGCAGGCUUGAUUGGGGGCGCAGUGAUUUUUGUGCUGGUGGUCUUGCUCAGCCUCUUUUGCUGGCACAUGCACAAAAAGGGGCGUUACACCUCCCAGAAGUGGAAAUACAACCGGGGCAGGCGGAAAGAUGACUAUUGCGAGGCAGGUACCAAAAAAGACAACUCCAUCCUGGAGAUGACAGAAACCAGUUUUCAGAUUGUCUCCUUAAAUAAUGAUCAGCUCCUUAAAGGAGAUUUCAGACUGCAGCCCAUUUACACCCCAAACGGGGGCAUUAAUUACACAGACUGCCACAUCCCCAACAACAUGAGAUACUGCAACAGCAGCGUGCCAGACCUGGAACACUGCCAUACGUAACAGCCAGAGGGCCAGAGUUAGAACGGUGGACUAACAACUCUGAGAACACACUCACGUGUGCACAUAAAGACACGCAAAUUACAUUUGAUAAAUGUUACACAGAUGCAUUUGUGCAUUUGAAUACUCUGUAAUUUAUACGGUGUACUAUAUAAUGGGAUUUAAAAAAGUGCUAUCUUUUCUAUUUCAAGUUAAUUACAGACAGUUUUGUAACUCUUUGCUUUUUAAAUCUUAAAAAAUAUAUAUAGUUGCUAAAGUACUGUACGGGGUUGUACAAUGAGAACCCAGCGCCAAGGCAGAAGAAUGAGUGAUUCUUUCUUACAAGACAUCUUAACUACUUUGCUGUUGAAGCUGUCAGAAUGAAUUCCUUUCCUAGAGUUGAUGGUCAGAUGAAAGGAUAGAUUCAGAUGUAAGAAUCAGGGUAAGAGCAAUGAUGUGGGUAAAGAAGGAGUGGCCUAGAUAUUUCUAUGCUAUUUCUAUACCUCCUGACCUGGAAGAAAAGCUUCUUAAAAGUUCAUAAUGUAAGAAUGGAGGUGGUUACCUCAGUCUGACCCAAUGCAAGAAAUGUAGAGAGCCUCAGGAGGAAGCCAGUUCCCAUGAGAUUAGCAAACCCUACCUGACCAAAUCAAGGAAAUUGACAGAUUUGAAAUAUCCUUAAAACCCCAGGGUUGGCUUCUGACUAUGAACUUCAAAAUCACUCUUCAUGCUUCCCUGGUCCUAUUUGAUAACAGUUGGAAACCUGAGUCUGAUUUCAGUCAUCUUCAGGGACCAGCAUGAUCAGUUCUAAUAAGAAAACUCCCCUUAAAAAUGUCACUAUUCAAAUCAUAUGUCAGGUUGAAUCACAUUCAACAGAGAUAUAUUCUAGAAUAAUUUUUUAGAAGAGGCUAAUAAAAUAAUGGGAAGAAUUAUAUUGAAUGGAAUUAUUUUUGAUAAUGAGAAUUAUUUGGGUAGUUUCACUGAGGCUAUAUCAACAUGAUAUUUAGAUCCACAAAGGAACAAUGUUUGGAAUAUAUUAAAACAACUUGUUUAUUUAAAAGUACAGAAACUAUUUAGAAAACAACUGAUCAGUGGCUCUGUUACACUGUAUCAGCUGACUUUGCUAGUAUCAUGUUGAAAUAGCUUGAAUUAAUAUCUAUAUCCCCUCUUAUAUUCUUGUCUUCCAAUCAUCUUGGGUAUAUUUUUGUAACUUAGUUGUAUAUGCCACCUUUGGUUUUUUUGUUUCCCCUACGCUUGGUAUUUCAAAGAAUAUUAUGGAUGCCAAUCUUGGUUGCACAAAAUAUCCUUAUGUAUUUCUACAUAUUAAAAUGCGUACUAAUGUUCACUGUAAAUGAUUCUGUAAGGACACAUCAAAACUGGCCAAAAGAAUGCGUAUUGUUAAAAGCAAUACUAGGUUUCCACCACAAAUUAACUUUGACCCUGUUCGUGUUUGAAAGUUCAUUGAUUCCUUUUUGUUUGUGAAUGUUCUUCUAAUUUGGAAAAUUUGGAGAGAUAAUCUCACAUUAAAAUGAAUAAGUCAGAGAAUGAAAGGUUUCCCUAAUCAUACAAGAGAAAGGCAAAAAAGAGGACACAGAAAAGAGAACAAUGUCCAUCACUGAUGCUAGAUAUGUUUAAAACAAAUCCAUCUUUAGAAACAUUUAUGCUUUCCCUUAAUUCUUGUCAUCUCUUAGAGGUAGAAGGGCUAUAGAACACAUACAUUAUCUUAGAAAAUGCACCCUUGAGAAAUUCUUUUCAAAACCACGGUUAGGCAUUUCAUUCUGUGCUGUGUAUUUCUCUUACAAUUGGUGAUUAUUUUAGGGACUCAUGAAUUAAAUGUCACAAUCUUCUUGCUUUCUCUUUAAACAAAAUAAAACUGUGGUGUUUCAUCUUGUAAAAGUUUAGGUAUAAAAUGCUAUGCAAGCUUUUCUUUAUAGCAAGAGCUUUAUUUUCUUUAACAAUAUACCCUGACUUAUAUGUUUUAAUCUCCCUCAACCCUCAGAAUAAGCAGAAAAAUAUAACUGAAAUUAUAAUGUAGAUACAAGAACUGAAACUGUGCAGUCAGUAGAGCUGAACAUAGCUAUGAAUUAAUUUAAAUUAAUUCUAAAGUGACUCGGGUUCCAUUUCAGCCAUUAACUAGAGCAUUUGGGCUGUUGAUUUUGUUUUGUUUUAUGCUAGAUUCAUACAAUGAAAGGGUAGGAAAGGUAUAGUGGUAAGCCUUCUAAAAUCAGGACAGUGACAUGGGAUUUGUGUACUUGAAUGGUUAAUUUCUUUCCACUGUCCUAUUUUUCUCAGCUGUGUAGAUAAAACUGUUUUGAAAAAAAAUGAUGGUACUUUGAUUUUUGAGGGUUUUUAUUUGUUAUACACGAAAUAGCCAUUUUCAUUUAUUUGUAUUAUACAUAUAACUCCCAAAAGAAUAUUAGCUGCUAAAAUGUCUUUCUUUGUCCCAGGAAGAACAAGAAUGGAGAGGUUCCAUUGAUUUCUUAUGAUGCAUACAACAUUAUCGGGGUUUAAAGUGGUACUAAGGAGUCCCAGUCACCAAAAUGGCUAGGGUGCUCUGAAUGUUCCUCUGCUAGAUGUUCCUGCAAAGAAAGCUUUAUUACGAUCUUGUGAGCUUUAUGACAAAGGCAUCUACAAUGAAAAUCAGACUCCAAUUUGUAGUAGUGUACCUGGGGGCGGGGCCUCUCCUACACUAGGGUAGCAAUCACAUCAUGGCAUCUGUAAUAACUUAUGCAUCUUUUAGAUGCAAUCACUAAUGUUUGACAUUUUUGACUGGAAUAUUUAGUCAUGGAAUGUGUUUUGUAGUUAUGUCUCUGCAUUUGGUACCCAUGUGAGCUCACCAUUAUGUAUUUUGGGGUGACUAGUAAAGAGUCAAAAUGGAGGUGAUUUCAUGUAGUAUCCAAUCUCUGUCAGUACAGUAACUGUCACCACACAGAGGACAUUGCAAAAGGAAGAAAGCAAAGCAAGGUCACAAGGAUGCUACUGAUGUUUAAUCAUACCGAAGGCAGCCUAUAAUACCUUCUUGCUUGUAGGGAUGUGUCUGACCAUGAAGAGACUCUGGGUUUCCCUCAGACACUGUUCAUUCCUGAGAUGGGCAGCAUACACAUGGAACAGUCACACACAGACAUGAGGAAGGUGUUUCUGUGCCUAUAUUCUUUAUGCUGUAAGUGGAAAACAUUCUACCUGUGAGAAUUAGUGUAGCUUACAAUUAUCCAGAUGUUUGUUGAGACAAUGUUAGAUAUAUUCUCUCAAGGAUAGAAACAAAAACUAGUGUGACAAGUCUAGGAAAAAGUUGAUGUAGCUGAUACUGCAUUUUGCUUCCUAAUAAUGCAGAUCUGAGUGGUCUUAGUCAUGCCACAAUCAGAACAUCCUUGUCCCCUGGGGAAAGCAAGAGCCUCAUGUGAGUGAAGCAUCCCUUCCAAACACAAGCCAGGUGCCGCACUGGCUCAGCGUGACAGUGAAGUGGUUACCCAUUGAUGUCUUUGCUUAAAUCAUUUGUCUCUGACCUAUCAUGAGGUGACAUUUCCUGUUACUUUAAAACCUAAGGAUAACACAUAUUCUCAAAACUUACUUUUCCAGCUGUAUGGCAAAGAAAAGCAUAAAAAAAAGCGUCCAACAGGAAAAUGAUGAGCACACAAAACAGCAAUUCCUAAUUCUUCUUGUCAAAACUUGCCUGACUUUUUAAAAAAUACCAAAAUACCAAUGACACAAAGCUGUACCUUACACCCUUCUCUAAUUUCUUUAGUGGGGUUGAAUGGCAAUUGCUGGCAAUGGGGGACUUUUACUGACUGGGGAGGAAAGUUGUGCACAGAAUGUGAUACUGUUUAAACAAAUCAGAUUGUUUGGUUGUAAUAUUUUAUUUUCUAGCUCCUCACCCACCAGAAGAGCACAAACCAAGGCCACUGCAACAGGGAUCUAUAAAUCACUAUAAAACAUGUACAUCCAUGCAUAUGCAUUCAUGGGGGGGUGUUUGUAAAGGUAUUUGUUGGAUGUGAGAUUUGUAACCAGUUAUGACAAGGUGAGGUAUCACCACUGUGUGUCCCUCAUAGGAUGAUAUUCAUUAAGAGUUAAUCCUGAUGAUCUGUUAUUGUUUGAAUCAUAUGUUGAUUUGAUUCUGGUUUGUGUUUAGUGUGUUCUCUCUGACAAGGGGCUGGAAGAUUCUGUGUCACACAUCCUCUGAGACCUACCAUUUUGCACACUUUGUUAACUACAAACUUCACUCUACACUAUACAGUACCUUGUUGAUAUAUUCAGUAAAGGCUUA